ACAAGAACUCUACACACCCUUUUUACUUUUUGUUUUGCUAGCUCGAUUUAGAAAUUGACAGCUGUGAUUGUAAUACUUCAGAAUUUAUGUGCCGUAUAAUACUUUCUGCCUCGCUAUUGCAUAUAGUAUUUAAUUGUUUCGUUUAAUAAUAAAAAAAGGUGAUAAUUCAACAUAGUUGAAAAUUAUUGACAUAAAAAUGUCUAAUUCAGUUGAAAUUGCACCUAUGAGAAGUCUGGAUGAUUUCUUAUUGGAAUCAGCAAGAUUUCAGAUACCUAAUGUCAAAGACAUGGAUAAAUGGGCAAAUCGAGUGUGCAAUAAUUUACUCUACUACCAGACAAAUUACUUUUUUAUGUCUGUAAUUGUUUUUCUUAUUGUUGGACUUAUUCAUCCUGCUAAAAUGCUUUGUGGCAUUGCAGCAAUGCUCGCAGCCUUCGGAUUAUUCUGCUAUGUGACUAACUCAAAAAGAACUGCAGCAAAAUUCAAACGAGAUCACCCUGUAGUCAGUCUUCUAGUGAUUUUUUCUGGAGGUUAUUUUGUGGUCUAUAUGCUUGGAUCGGUCCUAAUUUUUCUGUUUGGAAUCAUGCUGCCUGUUCUUUUGAUAUUCAUUCAUUCCUCGAUGCGGUUGAGAAAUAUCCGAAACAAGGUCAUCAAUAAAAUUGAAACAAUUGGUUUGAAAAAGACCCCGAUGGGUCUUUUUUUAGAAGCGCUUGGGCAAGAACAUUCUAUUAUCACCUAAAAUGCUGUGCUGAAUCAUUUCAAUUUGCUGUGAAAACCCUCUUUGUGAAAUAUUCGAGUAUCAAAAUGUAAAAUAUAUAUGUGUGUUUGUAAAUUGAAGCUAAAAAGUCUAUCGUAGCUAUUGAUAGUGAUUUCAGAAAGCAAUGGUACCUAUAAAAAUAUUUUAUGUCAGCUGUGUUUAUUUUUGUACAGUUUUUCUGCCUAGUUAUAUUGAUUCAUUUAUAUGAAUUAAUUAAUAUCUCUAGAUUUACUGCACAAGUAAAAGUGUGAGUUUAGCGACAUAUUUUACUUUAUCGAGUUAUAAAAUGUAUCUUUGGUUUUUAAUUUAAUGUUUUGAUAGAAAUCCUAUUCUAGUUUUAGGGAUCAAUCUAAGAAAAGAAAAGAAGCGUACUUAAGUAGGCUUCGCAAAAUUUAGAAUCAUAAAAAAAAAGCCCUUCCACAAAAUUCUGAGUCUUAAGUAAGAUGCUUCACAGAAAUCCAAAUCUUAAAUAAGAACCCAUUGCAAAAAUCACAAUAUCAUAAAAAGACCUUUAAUUAAAAUCUGGGAAAUUUAAAUAGAUCUUUUACAAAGUUCUCGACUUCAAAAUGUUUCUUUCUCAUAAACAUAACAAUUUGUAUUUAUUUUUGUGGGAAUUUUCAACAAUUGCAAAUUUAAGCACUCCUGAAAAAUUUACCAAAGUAUGUGAAAUGACUUUUCUAACUACCAACAAAAGACAAAUUAAUUUUUACUAUACAUCAAUAUUUAAAUGUACAUAAAAUAGUAAAUAAAUGCGGUUUUCAUUUAGAUACAUAUUUCAUAAACUUUGAAAAAUUUAUUUUUUCACAAAUUUAAAAUUAUUUUUCCCUGAAUACCAAAAACCGAAUCAUGACAAGAAAUCUUGUUUUGACUCCUGAAUUUUCAGCCUCAACUGUCUUUAUUAUUUUUAAAAUUGUAGAUAAAGAUUAAGUCUUAUUAUUUUCUCAUUAGAUGUGGAAUAAAUUAUGUUCUCCUGAACAUAAUUUUUUUUUUUUUAAAGUGGUGUAACUAUGAUUUACAUUAAUAGCAUGUUUUUAUUUAUCAUUUUUAUUUAUCAAACAACUUAGUUUACACUAUUUUUAUUUUAACUAUAUUUAAGUAACAUAUCAGAACUUUUAUUAUUUUAAAAUAAAUAUUUAGUUCUUGUGUUCGAUGAUACUUGGUUGUGCAAUAAUUUUUAGUUUUUAAGCUGAGGGUAACUAUAUUUUGUAUUAUUUAUACUUAAUAAUACACUUUUAUUCAAAAUUUAUAGUUUUGAGUCUUUGUUUGCAACAUUUUUUUUAAACUGAACUAUGUUGCUGAUCAAAAUUUUUAUUUAAAAAUUCAAUAAAUACUGAGUAGGACUUGAUUGAUACAAUUGUGAACAAAUGCUUAUUACUAUUUUUUAAUAUGGUCUAAGGUUUAACUUUAUUCUGCUUGUUCUUGUCUUUCCACUUUUGCACUUUUUUGUAAGUUCAAGUCAAGUUUAAAAUUUAUAAUAACAUAAGACAAUGAAUUUCAGAGAAAAUAAGUAGAAUAUUCUAUAUAAGCAGAUUAGAGUUUUGAACAAAAGUGCAUAAUGCUUUUUUUGUUCAAAUUUUUUAAUUAUAUAUCAGACUUUGUUUACAACAUUUCUGUUUUCAAUACAAUUGUGUGAAAUCAAGAUUUUUAUUAUUUUUAAAAUAAUAAAUAUUGAUUGUAGAAAUCUGUGAUUGAAAUCUAUUAAAUGAAAAUGCUAUAAAUAAAGUCUGCCAUAAUAAUGGCAGACUUUAUUUAUAGCAUUUUCAUUUAUAAUACAGCUGUAUCACUUAUUAAAGUUUUAUUAUUUAUAAAAUGAAUAUUGAUUAGGGUUUGAUUUAUUUUUGACACAAUUAUGAAAAAAUAUUAUUUUUGAAUAUUGAGAUGUAACUGUUUUUUGUUUGUUCUAGUCUAUUUAAUAAUGCACUUUUGUUCAAUAUAUUUAAAUAUGAAGCUUUGUAUACCUUUUUAUUUUAAUCUCAUUUUGUAUAACACAUUCGAAUUUUAUUAUUUCUGAAAUAAGUAAAUCUCAAUUAGUUUUUGUUCUAUGAUAGAAAAAGUUUUAUCCUAAAGUAGUAUGUUUAAAUCCUUUUAAUUUAAUUUGUUAAACUCAUCUCAAUAUUUCUGUUAUUUUUAGAAUAAACUAAAUAAGUGUCAAUUUUUGUAUAGCAGAAGUUUGUUAUUAAUUUUAGGUAUUUUUUUAUAUAAUAUUUUUAAUUACUCUGAAAUCAGGCAAAAAAAAAAUGUUUCAGAAAGCCUUGUAGAGAUUAAAAUCAAGACUUUAAAGCAGCUGAAAUUAUUUUUUGUUCCUUGCUUAGUAAAAUAUGUCGUGAUAUUGAUUUAACAAUUCAAAGUAUUAUCUCAAUUUAUGUGAUUUGUACAAAAAAUGUUGAUAGAUUGGUGAUAUAUAAACUUUCAAAAAUUGA
Messenger RNA from Parasteatoda tepidariorum (common house spider), 3174 nucleotides. It is a transcript of the gene Jwa, whose product is annotated as PRA1 family protein Jwa. The record is from RefSeq and is a predicted model, not a curated record. NCBI's taxonomy places the organism in Eukaryota, Metazoa, Arthropoda, Arachnida, Araneae, Theridiidae. Gene Ontology annotation, cellular component: membrane.